Molecule: messenger RNA, 429 nt
Organism: Paramecium tetraurelia
Lineage: Eukaryota; Ciliophora; Oligohymenophorea; Peniculida; Parameciidae
Exons: 3
Source: RefSeq, a predicted model, not a curated record
AUGGCUUCACCCUCUUAGCUUAACAAUAAUCACGAUCACAAUCACAAUCACGAUCAUUCUGAUCAAGACGUUUAGCCAUAACAAAAGGCUUAGCCAUAAAGCAUGCAAGAAUAGAUCUAAUAGAAACAUAAGGAAAUAGAUAAUAUCAUAAAAUCAAACUAAGUUGUGUUAUUCAUGAAGGGAACUCCAGCCCAACCAAGGUGUGGAUUUUCGUAUUAUGCUGUUUAGAUUCUUGAAUUUUACUAAGUCUAAAAUUAUCAUUCUGUUGAUGUCCUUCCUGACGAUUUGAUGAGAUAAGAAAUCAAGAUAUAUUCAAAUUGGUCAACAUUCCCAUAAUUGUAUGUUAAAUAAGAGUUACUUGGUGGAACCGAAAACAUAAUGAAAAUGCACAAAGACGGCAGAUUAAAAGAAUUAUUUAAUACAAUAUGA